AUCAGAUUUAAUGUAUCACUAGGCUUAGUUAAAAUUAAAGAUGAGGUCAAAGAGGUGUAGGGUGGGUAUCGCCAAGUGUACUUUACCUCGAUCAGAUUUUUCCCCAGUUAGUAAGCUCGAAUGGGUUGAUGGAAGGUUCGAACAGAUCAAAGAAAUAUCUAAAAACAUGUUUUAAUAUUUAAUUUUCACUAUAAAGUCAUUUUCUUUUUACUCCAGCGCAAGAACACCAUCCAUUGCACCUUUUCUUACCCUCCACAACUUCAAAUAGUCACUCUUUAUUAAGCUGAUGAGCCAUCAGACUUAAAAAUAGCCUUAAGCCCAUUACCCAUUUCUUUACUACCGGGUAGUAAAAAAGAAUAAUUCCACACCUCCUGAGUUUGACCUCACCAUGAACUUAGUCUUUACAAGGAAAAGGAAAUAGUAUGUGUCGGAAGUGAAGAAAAAAGUUUCAUGCGUUGAUUCGUUUGCAACAUGUUCGCAACUGAAUCAUUUAAUCGAAAUAAGGACAUUCGAAAUCCAGAGCCUUUUUCUAAUGGUACGAACUCUCAUGAAAAGCCCAGUAGAGCUAGAAUUGUAAAUCAUUCUCAGAGAAAGAACAGGUUGGGAAAGAAAAACCAAAUGCAGAAUAAAAAACAUAAUAAUGAGGUGGCAACAGCACAAAAUAAAGGAGUUCAUCCAAAAUUAGAUCAAGUCGACAAAGAAGAGCAUGGGCCACACACAGAAGAAACCACACCUGUCCAACAAAGGUCUAAGCUUCGCAACAGACAGACUAUAGCAAAGCCAGACAGUUUAAAAUAUGAGCAUGACUACAAUAGGGGGUUUCACACCAAAGUCAUGCAAAAUCUCUUCAUAGAAUCACCAAAGAAGAAAGGAAAGAAUGGCAAAAGGCCGACAUCUGAAGCUCGGAAAAGGAAAUCAUCUACUCUUGGGGAGGAGCAGGAAGGUGCCAAGAAGUCAAAGGCAGAAGGGGAGGGCGAAAUUAUGGACUUGUAUAAAUUUUCACUCAACCUCAUCAAUGGUGAGGUGGACACAUCCAAGGCUCAUUCAUCCAAAGACUCUAAAAAUAAAUAUGUGUUAUUUAUUGGUAACCUCCCCUAUGACAUCACCCGGGAACAGCUGGAAGAGCAUUUCAGAAAAACAGGUGGUAUUAAAAACAUUCGUAUUCCUAGAGAUAAGGUCACAGACAAAGGAAGAGGUUUUGCUUAUAUGGAGUUUGAUGGCCGCAUCAGUCAUGGGAUUGCACUGCGACUUCACCACACUACUCUGGCAGGUAGAAAAAUUAAUGUUGAAUUCACAUCAAUAGGUGGCGGCAAGUCAGAGGCCAGGAAGGCUAAAUUACAAAAGAAGAACUUGAAAAGGAAGAAAAUGAAAUAUCACUGAUUUAAAUUACUAGAUGGGAUAUGUUAGGUGACCAAGCAAGAGAUAUUUUUGACUUAACUUUGAAAUAGAACGCUGUGCAUGGUCAGAGGAAAAAUACAACUGUGGUCAUUUUUUGGUUGUUGUUUUGUAAUUUAAAAAAAAAUUUUGUUGUGAAGGAUUCCCAUAUUUGCUAUAAAUAGUUUGUAUAUAAAUACAAUUUCUUUGUUAUGUUUAUGUUACAACUACUUUCUCUGUCAGGAUGUUAAAUUAAGAUAAAUUUGUUGGGUGUGAGAUGGAUGGUUACAUUUUUUUUCCAUUUAAAAUUACAAUUUAUAUUUCUAGGCAUGUACAAUUAUUGUUCGUCUUAUCACUACCAGAAAACUGAUUUAACAAUGGGCUGAAAAGUCCACGUACAAUAUAUAUUGUAGUUAUUUUCAAACUAUGAAGUGAUAGGGAAUAAAACUGAACAUGAAAAAUUUUUAUAAACUGCACAUCUAAAUUUAUUUAUUCCAUAAUUGAAUAUGUUAAUGUGUAUUCAAAAUGAAUUUUGUACUAGUUUUAUAGUUAAAUUCAUCACUCUAUGAAUUAAUUAGUGAUAUUUUGUUAUUGUUUAACAUGACUAGACUCUAGCUGGAGGGCAUGACAUGGCCUAAAGUGUGCCAAUGUGCCAAAAAACUCAACAAAAAAAACUCAAACUCUAGCUGGUUAGCUAGUAUGUAGUUUUGUAAUUGUUUUUUUCUACUAAGUCGUUUCCAUUGGAUCAUUUGUUUUCUUCUUUGAGAAUUGUGCAUCUCCAUUAAAUCAGCCACUUUAGGAUUUCUGUGUUGGAAAGGGAAUAAAAACCAUUUGCCUCAGCAUUUAUCUGUUAAAUGUGAAAUGUUGUCUAAUCUCAUUUCAGAGGAGUGGUUCCCAGCAUUGGAUGUUCCAAAAAAAAAUAAAAAAAAAAAUAGCUAAAUGCUUGAAUAUUACUUGUCAGGUUUAUUUUGCCAGUGUUGUUGCCAAGUGGGAUGUUUAGCUUAUUGUCAUUCUUAGCAGUUACAGUCAUAAAUAUAGGAAAACCAACACUGUUGUAAAAUUUUACUUACAAAAUUAUUUUCUUAUUUAAUAUUUAUGAGUAAUUUUUUUUAUUCAUAACAGUUUAUGUCUUUUUGAUAAAAUGAGAAUGUAGCAGAACUAGUUGUGAUAAGCUUGGAUGUGUUGCUAACCUGUCUUGUGGUUUAGACAUGAGUGGUUCGGUUGUCAUUGUUAUAUCAAUGCUAAAUUAAACUUCUAUUUUAACUUUG
Molecule: messenger RNA, 2642 nt
Organism: Biomphalaria glabrata
Lineage: Eukaryota; Metazoa; Mollusca; Gastropoda; Planorbidae
Exons: 5
Coding region: 472-1380 (302 amino acids)
Molecular function (GO): RNA binding
Source: RefSeq, a predicted model, not a curated record